Molecule: messenger RNA, 210 nt
Organism: Clunio marinus
Lineage: Eukaryota; Metazoa; Arthropoda; Insecta; Diptera; Chironomidae
Source: the annotation of a GenBank genome assembly
AUGCUAAUGUUUGUUUUGGGAAUUCCAUGUCAAUGUUCUUUCAAAAAAGAUGAAGUUUUUUGUUCCAGUAGUUUAGAAGUUAUGAGAGUGCCUGAUUCUCUUCAAAAAAGGGUGAAAGCUUUUAAUGGCAAAAGAGAAGUUUUAACACGCAUAGAUAUGCGUCAUGAUACUGGAAGGUCGUGUUUCGAAUAUGAAGUAAAAUUUCAUUGA